Molecule: messenger RNA, 1011 nt
Organism: Saxophila tyrrhenica
Lineage: Eukaryota; Fungi; Ascomycota; Dothideomycetes; Mycosphaerellales; Extremaceae
Exons: 2
Coding region: 1-1011 (336 amino acids)
Source: RefSeq, a predicted model, not a curated record
AUGUCGUCUAGCAAGAAAGUCCUCAUCAUCGGCCCAGGCUUCAUCGGCUGGAACGUACUCGACCUUCUAGUCAAAGAGAGCUACACAGUAACCGGCUAUGCUCGCCGUCAAGCACAUGCGAAUGGCCUCAAGGCCUCCGGAGCUUCGGAAGUAGUAUUGGGAGACCUGAACGACCGCAGCAAGAUCACAGAUCUGGUCAAGCAACACGAUAUCAUCAUCCACACUGCCACUGCAGACCACCUGCCUUCAGUCGAGGCUGUCUUGGAUGGCCUUCGAGCGAUUGUGAAUGAUGGGAAGGGCCAAGGUCGGAUCUUCAUUCAUACCUCCGGAACGAGUGUGUUCGACGAUGGAGCUAUGGGCAAGUUCAAGAGUGACAAAAUCUACCGCGAUGACCGGCCUGAGGAGGUUGACGAAGUAUCUGAUGAUGCGUUGCAUAGAGAGAUUGACUUGGCAAUCUUGAAGGCGGCGAAGGGCGAUCUGGGCAAGACGGUCCGGAUCGCUCUUAUGAUCCCACCGCUUAUCUAUGGAUGGACGCACGAUCGAGGAACAAUCCAACUACCGACUCUAACCCGCUUUUCACUCAAGCAUGGCUUUGUGCCCAUCAUAGGCCCUGGCCUUGGAGUCGAAUCCAACAUCCACGUUCUUGACCUGGCCAAGGGUUACAUUACUCUCCUCCACAGCCUCGAGAAAGCCACACCUCAGACUGCGAACGAGAACAUCUAUUACUUUUGCGAGUGUACUGGAAACCACGAGCUGUCCUGGUACGACUACUCGAAGCUGAUCGCCGAAAGUCUGCACUCGGCUGGCAAGAUCAAGGAUCCAGAACCCCAAACGUUGAAAGAUGAAGCGCUGUGGGGUGAUCUGUUUGGCAGCGUGACGCCUGGGAUCGUUGGAGUGAACUCGAGGAGUCGAGCAGUGAGGCUGCAGGCGUUGGGAUGGCGGCCGACGGAGAAGGAUUGGAAACGGAGUUAUGUGGAGGAUGAGUUGCCUAACAUUCUGAAGGCCACUUGA